Molecule: messenger RNA, 1329 nt
Organism: Podospora anserina S mat+
Lineage: Eukaryota; Fungi; Ascomycota; Sordariomycetes; Sordariales; Podosporaceae
Exons: 3
Coding region: 1-1329 (442 amino acids)
Source: RefSeq, a predicted model, not a curated record
AUGUUUGCCCCAUCGUCCCCAUAUCUCCAUCUCCAACACCAUCAAUUUGAUAGAGCCAUGAAUCCACCAUACUACAGCAGUCGAGCCGGCGUCAGGGGGAAGAGGAGUUCGGGUCCGUCAACCUGCACUUGUCGUUCCCGGCGAAGAGGAUGUGGCAGAACACUUCCGGCUUGUCCAAACUGUCGCCGCCAGGGCCAGGAAUUCGCCAUGGGAUCAUGGCAUCGUGGUAAUGACGGCCGCCUUGUGGCCCGCGGCGGCCACCAGCGUGGCAUUCUCUCGGUCCGGUCCAGAAAAGUCGAUCUUGCCAACAAGCGAGCCGGCCACCACCCCGUAAAGAAACACAGCUUCAUCCUCUCCUUGCCACGGGGUCUUUCCCUUGCCCGCCUGGUCAGGGGGGACAAGUCUUGUUACCGUCAGAAAAAUGGCGAUCUCCCCCUCAGCGUCUCGUUCCCCCUUUCAGACGGUGAAGAUUUGGAAAUGACGGAUCUCUACGAACUCUUGGUCAAGAUGUCUCUGUGUGAAGAGGAGGCGAUGCAGCAAGAACAGCAAUUUGAAGCCCUUUCACUCCCAUGUGUCGAAAUCGAUAUGCAGGACGAAAUUCCAGCCGUGUUCCAACGGGAGGCUACACCUCCGCCUGAAUCCUCCUCCGAGCCAGCAUCCAUCUCUUCCUCGGCUACUUCUUCGGCCUCGUCAUCACCGGUAACAACGCCCGAAGUUGACUCUCAGGGUGAGACAGCAAAGGACGGGCCAAGUCGGGAGGCCGAGACGGAAGCAGAGGUCAAAGCUGAGCAGGUCGAGCCAGAUACUGAAGAAGAACCAGCGAGCGAGCAAGCCUGUAUCAUGCAAGAGCAAACGGAAGCUUCAACGGCCAAACCCACCACCCCUCCCCAAUCACUCCUCAACAUUCUUCACCCCCUCCAUCAGUCCACCCCCCUUGACGAGGCGGACCUGGCCACCAUACUCAACUGGCUCCUUCAGCCCGAUAUCUUCAGUCACUUGUCGGUCCAAUCGUCCUCGGCCAAAUCAUUUUUCACCGCACCCCCCAAGGAUGACGAUGGCUCCCCUUUCCCCAGCACAGACCACUUCCUCCAGAUCAUGGAGGUUAUCUCCCAGCUCACCGCCAAAGUCCUCAUGAAACCUUCCUCUGUCGACGCCGAGGUCCAAGAAAAGGGGCGGGUGGAGAUCACCGCCGAACACCUUUCCGUCAUCAUGAACUUGAGGCUGCUUCUGGACUAUGCGGCCAGGGUCUUGUGCAUCAGGAGCAUCGAGACUCAGAACAACAACACUAGCACCAUGGGUGCCAAUGCCAAUGCUCGGCAAGUGGCUUGA